UGACACAUAUAAUUGUUUCCAACUAGCAUACAUCGAUGCUCACGAAGACAGUCAUUGGAAGUUCUGGAUCGUAUGUGCAUCGUUUGUGUGCUGUACGAGGACAAAAGUAUGCAUUUCAUGACAAUAUAGCCCUUUUCCUGUUACAUCGCAUGUGACCAUGAAAUAGCUAAUCUCCCGGGAUUCCCGUACACUCCGUCAUUAGCUCACGAGCCAGAGACAACAUAAACUGGAUGUACAAACCCGACACCUCGGAAUCAACUGGUAACAUCGUGAAAUCAAAUCGACAACUUUCAGCGAGAGGAUCAAACACUCACACUGUAUCAGCUAUGGAAGCUAAAGAGUACCCGGUGCAGGAAAUAAUUGAAUAUUUUGAAGCUCAAACAGCUGAAAGAGUUGAUUCCGAUAUUGAACGCUUUGCGAGGGGAAAUACAGAAAACGCAAAAGUCGUUAGAAAGCUGAUGAGAGAAAGAUCAAUUCACACUAACUCAUCUGAAGGAUGUCAUCGUGAAGUGAUGAAGGACGAAAUGGUUAAGGAGGAACAAAGUAAUGGAAUUCCUGAUGAAGCCAUCUUGGAUGAAGGGGACAACAUACAACACGUGACCAGAGCUCUACAGGAUGGACAAGUUGUAGGCGUCAGAGAAGGGGAUGACAUCUUGGAGGAAGACGACACCAUACAACACGUGGCCAGAGGUGUACAGGAUGGACAAGCUGUAGGCGUCAGAGAAGGUGAUGACAUCUUGGAGGAAGAGGACAACAUGCAACACGUGACCAGAGGUGUACAGGAUGGACAAGCUGUAGGCGUCAGAGAAGGAGAUGACAUCUUGGCGGAAGAGGACAGCAUGCAACACGUGACCAGAGGUGUACAGGAUGGACAAGCUGUAGGCGUCAGAGAAGGAGAUGACAUCUUGGAGGAAGAGGACAACAUGCAACACGUGACCAGAGGUGUACAGGAUGGACAAGCUGUAGGCGUCAGAGAAGGAGAUGACAUCUUGGAGGAAGAGGACAACAUGCAACACGUGACCAGAGGUGUACAGGAUGGACAAGCUGUAGGCGUCAGAGAAGGAGAUGACAUCUUGGAGGAAGAGGACAACAUGCAACACGUGACCAGAGGUGUACAGGAUGGACAAGCUGUAGGCGUCAGAGAAGGAGAUGACAUCUUGGAGGAAGAGGACAACAUGCAACACGUGACCAGAGGUGUACAGGAUGGACAAGCUGUAGGCGUCAGAGAAGGAGAUGACAUCUUGGAGGAAGAGGACAACAUGCAACACGUGACCAGAGGUGUACAGGGUGGACAAGCUGUAGGCGUCAGAGAAGGAGAUGACAUCUUGGAGGAAGAGGACAACAUGCAACACGUGACCAGAGGUGUACAGGAUGGACAAGCUGUAGGCGUCAGAGAAGGAGAUGACAUCUUGGAGGAAGAGGACAACAUGCAACACGUGACCAGAGGUGUACAGGAUGGACAAGCUGUAGGCGUCAGAGAAGGAGAUGACAUCUUGGAUGAAGAGGACAACAUGCAACACGUGACCAGAGGUGUACAGGAUGGACAAGCUGUAGGCGUCAGAGAAGGAGAUGACGUCUUGGAGGAAGAGGACAACAUGCAACACGUGACCAGAGGUGUACAGGAUGGACAAGCUGUAGGCGUCAGAGAAGGAGAUGGCAUCUUGGAGGAAAAGGACAACAUGCAACACGUGUCAGGUGUCACAGGGGGAGAUGUUGACAACUCCACCGUAGUAGGCGUGGUGAAGGACGGAAUGGGCAACAAACAGAAAAUAGUUAAUAGUGAUAUUUGUGUCACUGGCAGCAGAGGUGAGCCUGACGGGGACGAUAACGAUGCAGAUCACAAAAUGAAAGAAGUCGCUGGAGUUGCAGGUGGUGUUGUCAAGGACUCCACUGUUGUUGGAGAAGUUCAUGGUGGCAUGGACAAUGAACAGACCAUCGAAAAUUCAAAAAUCUACUCUGAAGGAAGCUUCGGUGGAAACCUUCAGUUCCUCGACCUGAACAUCAGACAGAGAGACGAUUGUGGAGGACAACAAGAUGGGAGUGUCCAGAGCUUCAUAGACUGCAUCAUUGAUCUCCGUAAACCAGAUGAUGCCACAGAUAAAGACAAACAGACUGAUGAAGCAGAGUCAGCCCAGGAUCAGGUCGGAUCUACAUCCUGUGCAAGUGGCAUCUCCGCCACAGAGCCAGAUGACGGAACAGAAACCCAAGACAUGCAAAAGAAGAUAGAGGAAGUGAAGGAUCGGUCUGAGAGGAGGAGGAAGAACGUCGCCUCAUGCAGGAGAAGCAGACAGCCAUGGAGGAACAACUGCUGAAUGAUCAACGACAUCGUCAAUGGAUGCAGACCGAGAUGCAGAGAAUUGCAUAUGAACAACAAAGACAUGGUGCAUAUGGAGUUUAUCCACCCUCAGUUGCCAGGCAACCGCAUCCACUUCCAGUCGUCAUGAAUCCAGCUCUGGCUGCUGGUGGGUUUGUUGUAGCUCCAGCAGCACCGGCGGUGGUGUAUGUCAGACCUCAGUCACCGCGCCCAGCGGGUACUGGUCUUCUGAAGAACAUAAAGCAAUUCCUCGCAGGAGAAAACAGUAAUCAGAAAGAAUCACCAAGCCACGACAGAUCUACUCACAGACAGUACUUCGAAUGAGUGGACAUUUGAUGAUGAUUAGUGUUCCAUUUGUCCAGAAUGUGAAUUAAAAAAAAAUAAGGUUUGGCAAUAUUAUAAGAUGUUAGCAUCAUCACAACAUGAUCAGUUGAAAGUUGGAAAUAAAGCCAUUCAGCCUUCUCCAUUUGUCUAUAAUCGUGGCGUCCUACUCCAAUCUGACCUCCCCGUGAAGAAACAGAUUUCGGAUGUAUACAGAAACUAUUACUUCCAUCUCCAUAAUAUUGGGCAGAUCAGAUCAGAUCUCCUGACACAGGAUGCUGCGGUUGCCCUGGUGAGAACACUGAUUCUCUCACGACUUGAUUAUUGCAACAGCUUGUUGGUUGCAGCUUCAGAAGAUUGCUCCAUCUAAAAGCUUCAACGAAUCCAGAACACAGCUGCCCGCAGAGUUACUCUCAAACCUAAACAUUGCCGCAUCACUCCCAUUCUGAUGUCUCUUCAUUGGUUGGCUAUUGGACUGCAAUAAUGCCUUAUUGAUUGUUAGCGCUAUGAGUAUACCUGGUGUGGGAGUUUGGCGCUAUAAUAAAUGGAUACAUUGCUAUA
This is a messenger RNA of Haliotis rubra (blacklip abalone), 3196 nucleotides long. RefSeq lists its product as uncharacterized. The record is from RefSeq and is a predicted model, not a curated record. Bases 231 to 2312 code for a protein of 693 amino acids. The transcript has 9 exons. Lineage: Eukaryota; Metazoa; Mollusca; Gastropoda; Lepetellida; Haliotidae.